This is a messenger RNA of Nerophis ophidion (straightnose pipefish), 2432 nucleotides long. RefSeq names its product cell division cycle associated 4 (gene cdca4). NCBI's taxonomy places the organism in Eukaryota, Metazoa, Chordata, Actinopteri, Syngnathiformes, Syngnathidae. The record is from RefSeq and is a predicted model, not a curated record. Gene Ontology annotation, cellular component: nucleus. Bases 368 to 1270 code for a protein of 300 amino acids. Gene Ontology annotation, molecular function: transcription regulator activity. The transcript has 3 exons.
AUGAUUAGCGAGGAAUGGGAGGCAUAUGGCGGCCGUGUGUGUCGGCUCCCCUCCCCCCUCCCUGGCUGACUGGCUGGCUGGCUGGCGGCUCCACAGCAGCAGCGGAGACUUCACUUUUUGAAGCCGUGGCAUGAAUGAUCUCAUCGGAGCCUCAUCUCCGCUUUUCCCUGCCGUCGAUCCUAUGAGCGAGGCCGGACUCAGAUAAGACGAAGAGCAGCAGGAGUCUUGCCUCAGACUGGCCUAAAAUGGGCAGAAAUGGCGCAGAACAAAAGCUGCUUGUCGCUCAUACAAACGUACUAGAAGCGUUGCAGCCGGGACCACGCUGCUAUGCUAUUGCCUGUGCCUCUCAACAGGAAAGACAGACGCCAUGUUUCCAAAGGGCACCAAGCGUAAGUUCUCCGACCCCGGAGAGGAAGCGGCCUCCAGCGGCGGCAGCCAGAGCCCCGUGACGCGGACGCCGUCGCCCUCGUACAGCCUCCAGCGCCAGUCGCUGCUGGACAUGUCGCUGAUCAAGCUGCAGCUGUGCCACAUGCUGGUGGAGCCCAACCUCUGCCGCUCGGUGCUCAUAGCCAACACGGUGCGGCAGAUCCAGGAGGAGAUGACGCAGGACGGCACCUGGCAGAUCAUGACCCAGGCCCUGGCCGCCGCCCAGUGCCCCAGCGACCGCCUGGUGGCCACCGAGGUGCUCUGCAGGCAGUCGGACCCGGCGGCCCAGGCGGGCCAGAGCCCCAAGCCCUACCCGGUGGUGGGCCUGGACGAGGGCUACCACUCGGAGGAGGUGGUGAUGGAGGGGGACGUGGACAAGGAGGUCAUGUCCACUUUGUCGCCCGUCUCGCCGCAGCUGUCGACGGCGUCCUACCUGGUGGGGCCCUUCGGGAUGGGGCCCUGCUGGGAAGACCAGGAGGACGACGGGGAGUGCGAGGACGAAGAGGAGGACGACAUCGAGGAGUGCGUGUCGGAGGGGGAGGAGGCGGAGCGACCUAAGGAGGACUCUCGGCCGGGGGAGCAGGUCUUCGGGACUUUUGAGAUCAAGCACCCGCCUCCGCCCCCGCCGGACUCUGCGUUGGAAGAACUGUUUUCGGACGUGGACCCGUCCUACUACGAACUGGACACGGUGCUGACGGGCAUGCAGAGCGCCCCCAAGAUGGGACCUUAUGACCUCCUGGAGAGCCUCUCCUCCCACGGGCCGCCCUCCCUUAGCUCCAGCGCCAGCUGCAGGUCGGACCUGAACGAACUGGACCACAUCAUGGAGAUCAUAGUGGGCUCCUGAAAGGCGCCGCAUUCCCUGGGACUUUGUGAAUGUGCUUUUGAUUGUGGGGAGGUUUUGGGACAAGUGGGUGGGUGGGGGGGGGAUUACCUGCGAGCCAAAAAAAUAUUUUUGGAUUGGCAGCUCACAUUGGGACCUUUUUUCUUUUUUUUUUUACUCUUCUUCCAGUGUAUUCCAAACAUGACUUGGAGAAAUUCACAAGCAGUCCAUGUCUUAUUUUGUCGAGGGUCCGACUCGGUCCUCUCUGCGCAUUCUCCGCGUUUACGUCCGCCAUCCUACGGCUAUUUAUUGCAAGUCGUCACACUACAACACAACCAUGUCAAUCCAAAUCUUAAUGAAUGGAUGCAUAUUUUCCUAAAGAUCUGAGCAAAUAUGAAUGGAGUCUAUGUAUAUGUACGUAUGUGUAUAUAGAAAUAUAUUUUUUUGCAUUAUACAGUUGGGGGAUUUUGCAAGUAUCCUUUGAUAUAUUAUUAUUUUUUUCCGCCCCCCCCCUACCCCAAGCGGUUUUUAAGAUUUUAAUGUAGCCGGAUUCCAGACUCAAGUGUCUUCCUGAGGUUUGGUGGACUGGAGCCAGACCGGCACGGUCCCCGCAUUACAGGCGCUGUUCCGUCACUCUCCAAAGCUUUUAUCCAGGGAAGCAAACAUUUCUACGCAGCUCAUGAAGAAGCCAUAUUUCUUUAAUUUAUUAUGUUUUUAUUUAUUGUAUUUAUUCUACCUAGGUACAUACAAUGUCCAGUCCACCAUUAGGCCCCACGUUUUGGUUUGAGCGCAGUACCUGUUCUUCCCCACCCCCAAUAACCAGGUCACAAAUCCAGUCACUAUGCAGCUCCGUCAUGCGCGUUACAAAAUGAUUGUAUACGACUCCAACUAAGUCCUUUUAUGCAACAGUUGCCUUUUCUCCUGAAGAUGUGCUAAAUGCAAUGUUUUCAUCCCAAAUGGGUUCUCGCGGCGAUGAAGAGACGAACUCAGGCAAAGGAGAUGUAUUGACAUAAAUACAGUAUUGAUACCCAACACUCCUGAAGGAUGUCACGCUGGUCUGAAUGGGAGCUAGAACUUCAAAGACUUAAUACCGUUGUAAAAUGUAUGCAUUUUUUUAUAUCAAGGAAAAAAAACAAACAUUGUAGCGUCUUUGUAAAUAUUUUUUAUAAUAAAAGCUGCAACUAUU